This is a messenger RNA of Selaginella moellendorffii, 1207 nucleotides long. RefSeq lists its product as uncharacterized. Lineage: Eukaryota; Viridiplantae; Streptophyta; Lycopodiopsida; Selaginellales; Selaginellaceae. The transcript has 8 exons. The record is from RefSeq and is a predicted model, not a curated record. Bases 96 to 1145 code for a protein of 349 amino acids.
UGGAAUAUCCAGAUGCGGCAUGAAAGCGGAAUGGCGAGGCGCCCCAUGCGUGUGGAGAGAUGUAAACUUAGGGUUUGCGAGCGCAAGAGGGAAGCAUGAGCGUAGGCGAGAGCGGCGGGGCGUCUGAUGGAUCCGAUGAUUAUGAGGAGGAGGAGGAGGAGCUGGUCGAUCAGCACCCCAGGCGUGGCGCCGCCGUUGCCGCGGCCGCCGCAGCUUACGAAUCCGCCGCCACCGGUAGCAGCAAUCACCGGCGCAUGCCCCAGCUCCAGGCAAGGUUAGCCGCCAUUAGCUCGCAGAAAAUGGAGAGAUCGAAAGAAAUAUCGGGCACGGCGGGGUCGGCUGCCGCUGCCGGUGCCAAUUCUUUCCUCUUUUUGAAUUCUUUCUCUCACGGUAGCGCUAGUGUUAGCCAGUCCACGCCGGCCGCCAAUGCGGCUGGGAUCAGCAACAAUGGUGCCUCCACCAAAGAUGGAGGUGACGCUCUAAACAAUUACUACACGUCGCUGCUCACCGGUGGGAGCUGCAUUCGAGGACACCACCAGAACGAGAUCCUGCAAACCGCCGAGCAAUCGCUCAAGCAAAUACUUUCGGAUCCAUUCUCGGGCGAGCUAAUGGACGAUGCCGUUAUAUUUCCCUGCGGUCACACGUUUGGAUCCGGGGGUAUUCAAAAGAUACAAGAAACUAGCUUGUGCCAGAUUUGCCAAGUGCCUACUCGUAUUGCAGAUGGAUCCAUAAACUUGGCAUUGCGAGCGGCUGUGCUGGCUUUCAGGCAUGACAGAGGUUUUCCGAAGUCUGGGGUCGUGCCCAAAGGAACAGCAGCGAAGCGGAGAAGAGAUCCGGAUGGCGAUCAAUCCGUGGAUGCCGGACGUCCGAAGGGCGUCCAGUUUCCUUAUGUUGUUAGUGACAAAGUCUUGAUCAAGGGAAAUAAGAGAACCCCAGAGAGGUUUGUUGGCAAGCAAGCGAUUAUUACGACACAGUGCUUAAAUGGAUGGUAUCUUGUGAAAACUCUCGAUAACAAUGAAAGCGUACGACUUCAGUAUCGGUCUCUACAGAAGAUUGAAGAUGACACAAACAACUGGCACCAAGACCCAGUGGCAGGGGACUUCCACUCCGUUGAGAUUAGUGCACAAACUGUUGAAAUAAGUUGAUCUGUGAACUGUCAAAUUCCUUUUAAUUAAUUAAGGAAUGGAAGUAUGCUUGGCAUAUGAAA